Messenger RNA from Lolium rigidum, 905 nucleotides. RefSeq names its product probable glutathione S-transferase GSTU6. The transcript is spliced from 2 exons. The record is from RefSeq and is a predicted model, not a curated record. Gene Ontology annotation, molecular function: glutathione transferase activity. Gene Ontology annotation, biological process: glutathione metabolic process. The coding region runs from base 97 to 804 and encodes 235 amino acids. Lineage: Eukaryota; Viridiplantae; Streptophyta; Magnoliopsida; Poales; Poaceae. Gene Ontology annotation, cellular component: cytoplasm.
CCUCUCACUUGAACCACCAAGCAAAUCAACCAUCGACGAAACACAAGCAAAAACAGGCAGUUAAUUACUUGUAUACACAAAUUCUAGCACAACACCAUGGCCGGAGGAGAUGACCUGAAGCUGAUCGGCGCAUGGCCAAGUCCAUUUGUGACCAGGGUGAAACUUGCACUGAGCUUCAAUGGCCUGAGCUUCGAGAAUGUCGAGGAGGACAUCAGCAACAAGAGCGAGCUCCUCCUCAGCUCCAACCCGGUGCAUAAGAAGGUGCCCGUCCUCCUCCACAAAGGGAAGCCCAUUUGUGAGUCCGUAGUCAUCGUGCAGUACAUCGACGAGGCGUUCGCUGGGACCGGUCCCUCAUUGCUUUCCUCCGACCCCCAUGAACGUGCUGUAGCGCGCUUCUGGGCCGCCUACAUCGACGACAAGCUUGUUGCUUCGUGGAUGCAAUCGUUCAGGGGCAAGACGGAGGAGGAGAAGUCCGAGGGGACUAAGCAGAUGUUUGCUGCAGUGGAGACCUUGGAGGGAGCCCUGAGGGAGUGCUCCAAAGGGGAGGAAUACUUCGGCGGCGAGAGCGUCGGACUCGUCGACGUUUCGCUGGGGAGCCUGCUCUCGUGGCUGAAGGCGACCGAAGUGAUGUCCGGGGCCAAGAUCUUUGACCCUGUUAAGACUCCGCUCCUAGCGGCAUGGGUGGAGCGCUUCGGUGAGCUUGACGGUGCAAAGACGGCCUUGCCAGACGUCGACAGGGUGGUGGAGUUCGCCAAGAUGAGGCAGGCACAGGCUGCAGCGGCCGCUGCAGCUUCUGAGAACUAGUAAACUAAGUCAGCAUGGGGACAUGACUCGUGAGUCGUGACUCCCAUUUGAUAGGAAAUGCAUAUGUUUCCCUCCGAAAUAAAGUCACUUAUUUUACAGUA